CAGCGAGUUGGCAACCCUGCCUGUAGAUGUCUAGCAUCACCACGAGUCCUCAUAAGGGGAAACGAUGUUCAGUUAUGAGUAAAAGAACAAGCUAUUUCUUGUUUUUAUUUUGUACAGUCAUCGCGUUGCAACAUUUCUGAAACCUUGUGUAAAUAACCGACACUGCAUAUGGAGUUCGAUGACUACGAAAGCCUUCCUUCGUCGUCGGCAAUCACUCACAUGCUUGCGGGCGCUGCGGCAGGAGUCAUGGAACAUUGCGUUAUGUAUCCUUUAGAUUCUGUCAAGACGCGAAUGCAGUGCUUACGACCCAGCCCAAACGCUCGGUACAAUUCGGUGCGGGAUGCGCUGUACAAGAUGGUGCGCUACGAGGGACCCCUGCGGCCAGUGCGGGGCAUGAGUGCCGUGGUUGUCGGGGCCGGGCCGGCGCACGCGCUCUAUUUCUCCUGCUAUGAAAAGUUGAAACGUACCAUCAGCGGCACGGAGCAUGGAACGACCAUGUCUCAAGGCAUGGCAGGCUGUCUUGCAACGGUGGUACACGACAGCAUCAUGAACCCAGCUGAAGUUGUGAAGCAGCGCAUGCAAAUGUACAACAGCCAGUUUAAAAAGUGCACAGACUGCUUCUGCCACGUGCUGCGACACGAAGGAGGACGCGCUUUCUACCGAAGCUUCACGACGCAGCUGUCCAUGAACAUUCCCUUUCAGUGCGUCCAUUUUGUCACCUACGAAUUCAUGCAGAAGAAGACAAAUGAAAAGAGACAUUACAACCCCGUGGCUCACAUGCUGUCCGGCGGAGUAGCCGGCGCUGUGGCUGCGGCUGUCACCACACCGCUUGAUGUGUGCAAGACCCUGCUCAACACUCAGGAAAGAUCCCUCCUGCAGACAACGCGGCAGUCUCAUAUCACCGGCCUGCUCAACGCGGCCGCCACCAUCUACAACUGCUGCGGCAUGACGGGUUACUUCCGUGGCUUGCAUGCACGUGUACUCUUCCAGGUGCCGGGCACAGCGAUCUCUUGGUCCGUCUACGAGUUCUUUAAGGCAACGUUGACUCGCCAGAGGGCAGCCUGCGACGGGGAGUUCCCGCCGUCGUCCCCAGCCGUCGAUGUGGUGGUGCCGUCGAACCUUUAGGCUACCCUUUCUCUAGUCAUGCAACCGCGGCUCAAUCUCAGUGAAGCAGGCUCGGUGGGCCAACAGCUCCCGGUAGCGCAUUCCGUGUUGGCCACCACAGAGAUGCCCUCCCAAUGGACGCCGUGCUUCUCGGCGAUUGCGCGCUCCCGAAAGAACGUGCGAGAGACUUGCUUUUGGGCCGGGUGGGAAGGAAUGCCCUCUGGAUGUGGGCUGUGCCUGCGCAGGACGGAAAAUCCGCAGCAGCUUCCGCAGGUUAAGGGGGAAACUGAUUUUAGUAAACAUUUUUGCCACCCAGAUGGUAGUUUUGUAAAAAAAAAAAAAAAAAAGGCCACGUCGCACGUCUGAACUAAGCACCAUUGCCCUGCGUCUUUCUUGUUGAAUGUUUGAGGAUGGGCUGAGAGUCGCUUGUCUUGAAGGUCUGUCGCUCCGCAAUUGCUGACUGUGUUUUCCCCAAUGACUAUUUCUGCGGUAAUGUGGUGAAACUCGAGUAUAAACUUUGCGACGCAUAGUUAAGGAACGUGAAAAAGGUACUGACGUAGGCACACGGGAGCGUGUGUAUUUACAUCCGUGUCUUUUUCACAUUCCUUAAUUGUGUACAGUUUUAAGCAAUGUGCUCUACACAUCCUAUAAUUAUAUAAAGUUUUCGAACAUGUGAUUUGCCCUUGAGAUACCAGGAUUUCGAAUGGUGUCUAUUACAAGACUGUGUGGAAUUUAUUUUAACGAGGCACUACAGAUAUUAUGUACAUGUGCAUGGAAAGUGUAUUUUGAAAUGCAAACGCGGCUUAGUUCUUAUUUCAUGUUUUUAUUAUUCCAAUUUCUCGCAUUUCCCAAGUACUACACGCACCAUUGGAAGUGGAUCGUCGUAGGUUUCCCGAAGAGGUUACCUACAUAUUGCUCGAGUUUUAAAAUCGCUAGUCAGUCGACACUAGAUUGGGGCAAAUCUUCAUCUCGUGGUACGUUUAGCCCUUUAGCUGGAGCUAUACUAGGGAGAUUCCAUUAUGGAGUGCCUUUGCAGCGCAAUCAAUUUCCUCUGCAGACCAGGGUGCUACUUCAUGAUGCUGUUUUUCUCCCAUCUCCUCGUCAUUUUCUCGCCAGUUCCUUCCACCAGAGCAUAGAAGCUGCUUCUGUUCUAUCGUAAGUUUUCACGUACCUUGUGGUAGUAUUUCUGGGUGAUUGUCGUUGGCAAACUUAAGUGCCAAAAGGAAGAAUGGCAGAUGUAGGAUUGAGAGUUUUUUUUUUUUUUUUUUAAAUUGAGCAUGGAUUACACUUCAAAAAAAACCUUGCACCAUAAAAAUUCUGGAGCAUUACAAAUCCACCUUGGCGAGUGGAAAUGCGGAAAAUGUGUAGCUUGCAGAUUUUGCUUUCGGGUAGUUGAAACUGAGUAGAGUUUACUUUUGCCCGUUAAACAUACCAGGGCCCGUUUAGAUGAAAGUUAAGUCUCGGUAUCCUUGGCAGGGCAUCUAGCGCGUGCUCACGUCCAGAAAGCACGCCUACCGCAGUGGCCAUUGUGUACAAGUCCGAGACCCGCGCUUAGCUUUUAUGCAAACAGACUGAGAACUUUUUCGUUUUCACAGUGUGCUACACCUUUGAGUUGAGUGAGAUAUAAAACGCGAACCAAAGUUGACGGACAAAACGACGAGUAUAGACAACAGGCGUCGGCAAGCUGUGCUGUAGUGAUGAUACAAGAACAGUGUUACGUUGUGCCUAUACAUGUAAACGUUAACUCCUCUGAUGUGGCGAAUAUACUGGACAAAAGCCGGUACUAAGAGGGAGGGGAGCUAUGAAUGGGCUAUUGUUUCAAAAAAAAAGACUGUUAGAUCUACAUUGAGCAUGUAGUGGACGUUGUUUAUUGUUGACCUAGGACAUGUACAAAGUGUAAACAAGUAAAAGAUGUUUUCCAAAA
This is a messenger RNA of Ornithodoros turicata, 3028 nucleotides long. RefSeq names its product mitoferrin-2-like (gene mfrn). NCBI's taxonomy places the organism in Eukaryota, Metazoa, Arthropoda, Arachnida, Ixodida, Argasidae. Gene Ontology annotation, molecular function: ferrous iron transmembrane transporter activity. The coding region runs from base 169 to 1125 and encodes 318 amino acids. The record is from RefSeq and is a predicted model, not a curated record. Gene Ontology annotation, cellular component: mitochondrial membrane. The transcript has 6 exons. Gene Ontology annotation, biological process: iron import into the mitochondrion.